AUGGGCCUCAUCGACAAGCUACAAGCCAAACUCGAGCUCUACCGUCUUGAACAGCGCUAUGCCCGUCGCAAGCACCGCAGCACCUUCUCCACGGGCGCGCAGUAUGUCGACGGCGAGUAUGUUUACUCCAAUGGCGCUAGCUCGCCAACCAGCACUGUCUCCAAACACUCCACAGGCAGCUGGCGCCCAUCAGGCUGGGGCAGCCAGACAUCGCGGUAG
Penicillium bovifimosum is the source of this 219-nucleotide messenger RNA. RefSeq lists its product as uncharacterized. The coding region runs from base 1 to 219 and encodes 72 amino acids. The record is from RefSeq and is a predicted model, not a curated record. The transcript has 2 exons. Lineage: Eukaryota; Fungi; Ascomycota; Eurotiomycetes; Eurotiales; Aspergillaceae.